Messenger RNA from Aspergillus pseudoviridinutans, 1356 nucleotides. Its product is annotated as C3HC4 finger protein. The record is from RefSeq and is a predicted model, not a curated record. NCBI's taxonomy places the organism in Eukaryota, Fungi, Ascomycota, Eurotiomycetes, Eurotiales, Aspergillaceae. Bases 1 to 1356 code for a protein of 451 amino acids. The transcript has 2 exons.
AUGGCGCCUCCAACGUUCUCAAACAUGCGGGAUCCUAGCAGCCACGGGGCUGUGGACCCGCAAAUAAUCACGCAAAAUAACGCAUCAGGUGCUGGUGACGCUUCGACAAAUCCUCAUUUCGACGGUCAAAAUUCGAGUACCAAUCCGUUUGCAACUUCACUUGCCGAUGAGUACCUAGCUUUGAUACACGAUGGAGACCUCGCCUUCCCGCCACCCAGUUCUCAGGACACAAGAACUGGGAUGGAUGCAGGGGCCCAACAAACCCACGGGGAGGUUAUAGCAGGCCAGAACUUCCAAUGGGGAGAUACGACCGACCACAAUCGAAGCCAUCAAGAAGCCAGCCUGCGUCACUGGGAUCCGCAAUAUGUCGCCGAUUUCAAUAGACACAGUUAUUCUCAUAUACGGACGGCUCCUGUUCAACCACCGGGGCCGUUGUUUCAAAAUAGUCACCAGGUCGCAGUGCAUCAGAGAUCCGACUUGCAGCCCCCAGGACCACAGAAUGUUACUGCGCCAGCCUACCAAAUGAUACCACCAGGUACGGUCAAUACUCCUGCACAUUUAGAGACUCAGCAUUACGCAGGUGUGCGAUAUCGACCUGUCUAUUCUCCACCAUCGUACACCCGUCCCAAUCCCUAUAUGCCAUUCCCGCAAUGGGGAGUUUCACCGUUGACCAACCAGCCGAGACGGCACCAUCGGACGCAGAGCUCCUCUUCCACCGCAAGCUCAGUGCCGGGGCAGCAGCAGGCUCCAUCCGUCGGCCAGACUACACGUCGACGCACGCGCCCUGCAGGUGAAACGAAUCCGCAGCUCCCACGUCGCCUCUCGACAUCUCAAGUGCCCGGAGUGCCGCCGGUGGCGACUGCCACAAGCUCUAGUCCUACAAUGGCGACCGGAGCACCGCAUUACUUCACGUAUCUCACGCCAGAAGAUCACGUCCAGAUCCAACGAUUGGCGGAGCUGCAAGCAUACACAAGCAGUAUGCGCACUGGUAGUGCCGUCCAUGGAAGUCACCGACAGCACUCGCUGAAUGACGACGGCAUCGUUGAUCGUGGGCCGCCAACUUCCAAAGGCCUCGAUGACACGACGGAUGGUCGUCCCGAACCCAAAGAAGACAAAGAAUUGACCGUCAAUCUCGAAUGUAAGAUCUGUAUGAGUCAACUCGUGGACACCGUGAUAAUUCCAUGCGGUCACGCCAUACUUUGCCGCUGGUGCGCUGAGCAGCACAUGCCGUCCAGUCGACUCGAUCAAGCUCGGGUCAAGGGGCGGCCCCUUUGCCCUAUGUGUCGUGGAGUCGUCAAAUCCAAGGUACGGCAUCGGAUUCGGAUGAGGAAUAGCGCUAACAUGAUUGUUGUCUAG